Prosopis cineraria is the source of this 2001-nucleotide messenger RNA. RefSeq names its product E3 ubiquitin-protein ligase At1g63170-like. Gene Ontology annotation, molecular function: zinc ion binding. The transcript is spliced from 5 exons. The coding region runs from base 333 to 1604 and encodes 423 amino acids. Lineage: Eukaryota; Viridiplantae; Streptophyta; Magnoliopsida; Fabales; Fabaceae. The record is from RefSeq and is a predicted model, not a curated record.
CGUGUUUCCGAAAGCAGUGAAGCACAAGAAGAAAAACAAAAUUUUGCUGACGUCUGCACUUUGUACUAUUUCUCUUUCCUUGGGAAAUGGGAAAUCUGAAGGAACACCAACGAAACCAAGCUUCGAAGCCUUCUAUUACACUCUUAAGUUGAAUCAGGAUAGAAAGUCCUCUAAAUUGUGUGGUGCUAAGUGCUGCAAGGAUCUUGGUUUUCUUCAUUCAGCAUAUUUGUUUACAUGACCGGGAAGCAAACUACAAGAAGGCAGCUAAACGUUGGAACCUUGUCACUACCAUUGUUUGCCCUAUUGCCUUCUACUUUGGUUGACUAAAAUACAUGGAUGUUACCUCUCUCGGACCAAAUAGUAACACCCAAACUGAUCAAUAUCCUUUGCUGAUGGAGCAGCCAGAAGCCCAUAAUGGUCAUCAGCAUGUAAUUGACAUUACAAUAAAUAGUAAUGACUUAUCCAGCUCUACUCAAGAUGAUCAACAUGCUGAAAUGCAUUUGCCACAAAAUGAAGAUCAACCAUCAGUUGGCUCACAAGUUUCUGCUCAUCAAUCAUCUUCACCUUCAUCAUCCAGGUUAAACUCUACAAAUUCCUCAUCGACAAGAAGAGGUGAGGGAUAUGGUCAUCACAGAAGAAGCCCACUGAAUUCUGGACUAUGGAUUUCUGUUGAGCUUGUAGUCACUGUGGGUCAGAUCAUAGCAUCUAUUGUUGUCUUGUCAAUAUCCAGGAAUGAAAAUCCCAAAGCUCCACUAUUUGCAUGGAUUGUGGGUUAUGCAUCUGGUUGUGUUGCUACGCUUCCUAUUCUUUACUGUCGUUAUCAAAACCGUAAUCAAAACAGUGGACGAGAUUUAUCUCAAACAUCUCAAGGAUCUUCUGGAGGCAAUCCCUCUGAACGGACAUCUUAUACUGCCAUCUCUGUUGCUCAUGUUUCAGACGAAGAGAAUGGUCGUGCUACAGAACCAGCUACAGGAAACUCUGGGAUUCCUGGAGCCUUUAGUUCUAGGUUUAAUGGUUUAGCAGACCAUUUCAAGAUGGCCUUAGAUUGCUUCUUUGCAGUUUGGUUUGUUGUGGGCAACGUUUGGAUCUUUGGAGGUCAUUCUUCGCCUUCUGAUGCUCCAAAAUUAUAUAGGUUAUGUAUAGUGUUUCUUACCUUCAGUUGCAUUGGAUAUGCUAUGCCAUUUAUACUAUGUGCAACAAUUUGUUGCUGCCUACCUUGCAUAAUUUCUGUUUUGGGAAUUCGAGAGGACUUUUCUCAAACUAGAGGGGCCACAGUUGAAUCUAUUAAUGCCCUGCCUAUAUAUAAGUUCAGAUUGAAGAAAAACGAAAAUAGUGAUGAUCAGAAUGGAAAUACAGCUAUAGAUGAAGGAGGGACCUUGGCUGCGGGGACAGAGAAGGAGCGAUCCAUAUCAGGAGAAGAUGCUGUUUGUUGCAUUUGUUUGGCAAAAUAUGCCGAUGAUGAUGAGCUUAGGGAGCUACCCUGCUUCCAUGUCUUUCAUGUUGAGUGUGUUGACAAAUGGCUCAAGAUAAAUGCAUCUUGUCCUCUCUGUAAAAGCGAGGUCGGUGUGAGUGUACUUUCGGCAGGGGAGUCCAGUCAGCAUUAGAGUAGAAUGGUUGCCAGGUCAGCCACGAGUUUCCUACAAGGGCUGGUAGUUGCUUUUCUGAAGAAGUUCAUACACCCAAAUGAAGUUGUCGCCUUUAAUGCCAGCGGCAAGCAUUUGGACUCUGCUUUUCAGUGUCAUACAUGCGGCAUGAUAGCUGAAGAUAGAUUUCAAGUUUUUUCACAUGUUCGAUAUAUGUAUUUGUUAUAAACCCGUGAAAUGUUUAUAAUGUCAUUCACCUCCCAUCUCUGCUCACCUUCUUGCCCUCACCUCUCUCCCACUUUCAUUUACUUUUGAAGUCUUGUUGCUAGAAUUCUGUUAUAAUUCCCUUAUUCCUUCCUCAGUUCACGAUGUGUAAAUAUAUACAAAAAGUUAAUGAAAAGGUUGACUUGAAUUUGAA